Molecule: messenger RNA, 3461 nt
Organism: Bradysia coprophila
Lineage: Eukaryota; Metazoa; Arthropoda; Insecta; Diptera; Sciaridae
Source: RefSeq, a predicted model, not a curated record
CUGGUACAUUCACAAAUUUAUCCUUUGGAAACUCUGCAUAUUUCAUGAACGACUUGCAAUUGACUCGCUCGGGAAUUUUGAAUGAUAGUGAUGAUCCAGCGCUUACUUCGUAGUUCGAAGCAAAAUUGGCUACUUCGUCUAUGUUCGACUUACGUUUCGAUGCCACUUCCACCACCAAACUUUUACGUUUCAGAGUAUCUUUGUCCGUGCGUUUCGAUUUCCGUAGCUUUACUGCCUGCGGACUCGGGCUAAUGCAAUCAUCUCCAUCUAUUUUCAGAAAAAUUGUUCGCAAAUUGGAUGAGUGAUUUAGUUGCAAAACAUCCACAAAAAUGAAAAUGAGAAGUGGCACAUACCUUCGCCACCUUCGGAACCGACUGAAUAUGAGUUACUAUGCGGCUCUACAUUUUCCGAUUCAUCGUCCUGUUGUGGUGGCAAUGUUUUUCCGAUUUCGAUCGGUUCUUUGGCAGCCGUUGCUUCUUCAAGCGCUGCAUUGAAUUCCUCCGAAUUCCACGACACAUUCGCCACGUUACUAAAAUCUCGAAGCACUUCUUCUAUCACUUUGUGUGUCACAGACAUUUUUUUAAUGUUACUUAUCGGAACAAAACUACCAGAAUGAAGAAAACAAAAUGAAGGAGAUGACUUUUACACUGUUAAUUCUGCACCAUUGUCUCACAAAAACUUACAAUUUAAAAACUAAGUUUGUAUGCAAUGACGAACUCAAUACAAAGGGCCUCCGAAACACCACAUCAGAAUCACAGGGUGAACGCUUAACGCUUUUCGUAAAAUUAUUUCACAAUCACGGACAACGAUAAGAAGAAUUAUAGGAUGUGUGUGGCACCCUUUGUCACCGUUUGUUAUAUUUUGUUUUUCAUUGUCUAGCUCCACAACCGCCUAAACCAACUGUGACUUUCAUUAUCUAGCUUCAGUCUGCCAACAACCGCCAAAUCAAUUUGUUCAAAUUAAAUUGUCGGUCAAAGUAGUUGUACAAGAAGUACAAAGUUUUUUUCCGUGUUUUUUCUUUCUAACUGUACGCAGGUGUAUAUAAAAUAAAACGAUCGAAACAGCAAAAGGUGUCGCUAAUACGAAAUUUAAAACGUGGGUCGCAGAUGCAUUGGAUUGAAUUUUUGGCUCGCAUUGGAUUGAAUCGCAGAAUCGGCGUUGACCGCAUAAAGAUCAAUUAAAGGACACCUUGGUACAUCGAAAAUAUGGCAGACGCAAAGCGAAACGAAGGCGAAUCAAUGACCCAUUCCAUGACGUUAAUAGAACGCUUGGCGCGAUCUUAUCAAUUUAUGAAAGAUAAAAUUCUUCGGCUGGAAGAACAAUUUGUGAAUCGCAAUUAUGAAAUUUCAUCCAACAUUGAUGUGUUGGAAGCUCAAAUCGAACCGAUUGCAAAUCCAUUAACUAAUGUUAAUGACAAUUCGGUUUGUGAUCGAAGAGACACUGAAAAUAUUAGUGAUAAAGCGAUGAUCAAAAUAUUCGCCGAGCAUCUGCCGAAAAUGAAGGACGCAUAUGGACGUCUCAAUCUGGCUGUGGAUGAACAGAAACGAAUCAUCGAAAAACAACAAAAAUUACUACAUGAACGGCGCCCCGCCGAUCCAGGAUGUGAUUCGGCUGCCCACAAAGUUCCAAUUCCGGUCACUGCCAAUCGACCUGUUGAACAUGCUUCGAACGUUGUGGAGCCAUGUGCGUCACCCGAUUUGUUUGAUGAGUUCGAUGACAUUAAAAGUCCAUUGCCAUCGCAAAUGUCGAAUGUUACGGCGUAUCAAGUGAACAAGCGCCCCGCCGAUCCAGGAUGUGAUUCGGCUGCCCACAAAGUUCCAAUUCCGGUCACUGCCAAUCGACCUGUUGAACAUGCUUCGAACGUUGUGGAGCCAUGUGCGUCACCCGAUUUGUUUGAUGAGUUCGAUGACAUUAAAAGUCCAUUGCCAUCGCAAAUGUCGAAUGUUACGGCGUAUCAAGUGAACAAGCGCCCCGCCGAUCCUGACGACAACGUCCCACUUCCGGUCACUGCCAAUCGUACGUACGACGUACAGUCCGACGACAGUGAUGAGGAUUGCCAACGAUUCAACAGAAAGUCAAAGUGGCGACAAACACCGACCAACACGAAAAAGAGAGUUGGACGGAACGGUCGAAUUACCGAUCAGUUUGCCGAAAUAUCACUGACAAGUCUCCACCACAAGACACCGCUCGCCAAAUCGGAACAAGGACUGGAUAUUGACGACAAUGACAACGAUGAAUCGGACAUUGACGAAGAAAUUGACGAAAUGGAUGGUAACGCCGGGAAUGGCUACGUCGACAAUUACAAGCAAAUGGUCGCGGACGCAGCGGACUCAUCCUCGUCAACGAAUUCAUCCUCGUCAAUGAACGACAACGACUCGUCAAGCGACGAAAUGGACGAUAGUGACGAAAUGGACGAUAGUGACGAAAUGGAUGGCGAAGAAGACCCGACAGUCGCAAUGCUAGAACGUAUCAAUCGCAACGGCUUAAAAGAAAUGAAACCAAAAGGCUCUAACGCCCAGAAAUGGCACAUUCAACUGCCACCCGGAAAGCGAAUGCGAUGGGGACCAUCACUUAAACGCGGAAGCAACUACUACCGCAAGUGUUUAUUUUGUGAAGCAAAUGUCCCAACGCAACGACAAAAAAUGCAUGAAGCAUCGCACAAGGGUGGGUCAAAAUGCCCAAAAUGUCCGAUUGUUUUUUUUUCGUUUGUAUCUUUGGGAAAACACGUAUGUCACGCUAAAGGAAAAAUAUUCAAAGUGACAAAUACAAACGUGGAAAUAACGACCGGCCAUCCAAAAUAUAAACUUUUCGUGUUACCCUUACGUUCAAACGAAACUGGCGAAGACGUGUGGUGGUGCGGAACGGGAACGCGCGACGCAAAAACGAAUGCGGAAAAUGCAAUAAAACGAUGCCGAUAUGCUCAUGCAAAGGGUAACAUGAAACGAACCGGAGAAACUGUCGGAUGCCCUUCACUAUCGAAAUUGCUGUACCCCAAGAACGAAACGAAACGUUGGACGCCGUACCCAGACCACGCAAUCGAAUUGCCGUUACUGGGCGGUGAUCAUAACACGACGCAAAAACUUCGCAAUUUAGUCAGAAACAUCCUAGACACGCCGGCCCAUCAUAAAGCACUAAAUGCCGAAACGAUCUUCGCACCGUACGUAGACCGCAUUACAAAAAAAUUACAACGAAUGGAAAUGCCAGAGCGACAACGAAAAGGAUUAAAAAACUACGUAAAUGACCGACGAAUAUUCUAAAUAACAAAAAACACUGAGAAACAAAUGUCGUUACAACGAAAAGCCGUACAUCUGUAACUUCUGCGGUAAAUGCUUCAUUCAGUCAUCGAAUCUUUCGUUGCAUAUAAGAGUGCAUACAGGCGAAAAGCCAUACAAAUGUACAACGUGCCAACGCUGUUUCGCCAGUUCCAGCACAUUGACCAUGCAUCAUCGAGUACAUUCAGG